UCCUCCUCCUUCCUGCCUGACCUGCCUUUCAGUUCCUGCUGGGGAACUGGGUGGCUUAACUUCCCCCACUUCCCUGCCAUACUGCACUGCUAAACAAUAACCAGUCUACCAGUUGUGAAACCCAGGAUUCAAAGAAGAUUCUGGGGUCCUGAUGAUUGCCAUUUAUUUCUUCAUCAACUAUUUUCAAGCUUGUUGAGGUGCUUUUCCAGCAUCUUAUUUUCAACUCUGCAUUGGUGAUUUUCAGCAGCAUACAAUGGCUUCUCCAACAACAGAGGCUCAGUCUUCAUAUCCCCUGUUUCUUUUUUCAUGAUUGAAAAAACACAAAACAACCCCACGAGAGAACAGUGAGUGAGCCCAAUGAAAAACAGACUUUGAGGAAUCUUUAAAAAAUAGAUGGAAGUGUAAAAUUCUCUUGAAGCAGAAAUUAGUAGUUACUUCCAUAUUUAAGAUCUUGGUGGUUAUGGCAAAUUUUACACCAAUGAAUGGUACAAUGGGCUACAGAUUGGAUGAAUUACGGUCAUCUGCAACAUGACAUAGCGUACCAUACCUUUUUCUUGUCACUGUGCUGUACGGAGAGAUUUUGAAACAUAACAUCAGAGAGAAAAAGUUUUCAUGUCUCAGGAGAGACAUUAUCAUCCCUUGAGAGCACAAAUGUCAGCCCACAUGUUGAUACAUUCCCCUUUUUGUUUCCAAAAGAGGAUUUCACAGAAUUACGGAGUGCCUGAUCCAACCGACCACUUUGAUGUUCUUCACUAGACUAUACUGUCAGAGACACAAUGAUCAUGCACAAUAACAGUACAAUCUCCCCCUUGGUUUCAAAUGUGAGCUCCUUCUGGAACAGAGAUACCCAAGGACCAGGACCUGUUGAUGAUACAACAUUAUUCACUGGCAGCUAUGACUUCACUCAAAAAAAUGAGAGUUUUCCCUUCACCUCUGUAGAAGCAACCAAUGCAUCCCUUAAUGAAACAGGCAAAGACCCUCUUGGCGGACAUACUGUGUGGCAAGUAGUUUUGAUUGCUUUUCUCACUGGUAUCCUGGCUCUGGUGACAAUCAUAGGAAACAUUCUAGUGAUUGCAGCAUUUAAAGUUAACAAACAACUGAAAACAGUCAACAAUUAUUUCCUGCUCAGCCUUGCUUGUGCCGAUUUGAUCAUUGGUGUUAUUUCCAUGAACCUUUCCACCACAUAUAUCAUCAUGGGCCAAUGGGCUUUGGGGAACUUGGCCUGCGAUCUUUGGCUGUCCAUUGACUAUGUAGCCAGCAAUGCCUCUGUCAUGAAUCUCCUUGUCAUAAGUUUUGACAGGUAUUUUUCCAUCACUAGGCCACUUACAUACAGAGCUAAACGAACAACAAAAAGGGCUGGAGUGAUGAUUGGCUUAGCGUGGGUCAUCUCAUUCAUUCUUUGGGCCCCUGCCAUCUUGUUCUGGCAGUAUUUUGUUGGGAAAAGGACUGUGCCUCCCAAUGAAUGUUUUAUCCAGUUUUUAAGUGUACCUAUCAUCACUUUUGGCACCGCCAUAGCUGCCUUUUAUUUGCCGGUCACCAUUAUGAGUAUUUUGUACUGGAGGAUCUACAAGGAGACAGAGAAGCGCACCAAAGAGUUAGCAGGGCUACAAGCCUCUGGCACCGAAGCAGAGGCAGUGCAGUUUGUCCAUCAAACCGGCAGUUCCAGAAGCUGCAGCAGCUAUGAGCUGCAGCAGCAAAGCCUGAAGCACUCCAACAGAAGGAAAUUCAGACGCUGCCACUUCUGGCUCACAGCAAAGAGCUGGAAACCCAGUGCAGAUCCAGGGGAUCAGGAGCACAGCAGUAGUGACAGCUGGAACAACAAUGAUGCUGCCGCCUCUCUUGAAAACUCUGCCUCCUCUGAUGAAGAAGACAUUGCCUCGGAGACGAGAGCCAUUUAUUCCAUUGUGCUGAAGCUUCCUGGUCACAGUGCCAUCCUCAACUCCACAAAGCUACCCUCCUCAGAAGAUUUGCACGUGUCAGGGGAUGAACUACAGAAAUCUGACACUGAAUCAAAGGAGAGGAAACAUAAAAAGCUGCAUGCUCAGAAGAGUGUGGAUGAUGAGGGGAUUUUCCAGAAGAGUUUUUCUAAGCUUCCAGUUCAACCAGGGUCAGCAGCAGAAACAAACAAGACUGCUGAUGGCAUUUCAUCUGUGACUACGACACCUGCAGCCCUGCCUCUGUCGUUUAAGGAAGCCACUCUGGCAAAAAAGUUUGCCUUGAAGACCAGAAGUCAGAUCACCAAGCGAAAACGAAUGUCACUUAUUAAAGAGAAGAAAGCAGCACAGACACUCAGUGCCAUUUUGUUUGCCUUCAUUAUCACCUGGACCCCAUAUAAUAUCAUGGUUCUGGUGAACACCUUUUGUGAGGACUGUAUCCCCAAGACUUUUUGGAACCUGGGGUAUUGGCUUUGUUACAUCAACAGCACAGUGAACCCUAUGUGCUACGCACUGUGUAACAAAACUUUCAGAACCACCUUCAAGAUGUUACUGCUGUGCCAGUGUGACAAACGGAAACGACGCAAACAGCAGUAUCAGCAGAGGCAGUCAGUCAUUUUUCAUAAGCGGAUCCCUCGGGAGGCUUCAUAGAAUAGUAUUUUUUAACAAAUGAAAAAAUAUAGAUAUAUGUGUGUGUGUAUAUAUAUAUAUAUAUAUAUAUAUAUCGACAGCAAAGGGAGAAUGGAUUUGGGAGGGAGGGCGGUUCCAGAGUGCUGAUGAAAAUGUUUGAUCAUCAUGAAAAACAUGAAAGCAGCUGCCAGCUUAUGUUUCCUUUUAAUAAAUCCAGUUUAGUAUGAAAAUCAAAUCUGAAUUCAGCAAAAACAAAUACACUUCAAGAUUUUUAUUAAGGAAAUGAAAGACUUAAUAAAGUUUUCCUACAAUGUUACAAGUUGUAUAGCAAUUAUAAACUCAUUACUGAUCUGCCCAGGUUUUUGAUUGUAAUCAACUCUGGGAUCUCAGGUAAGCACAUCUAUCUAGACCAACUGUUUUCCAAGGAAUCCAACAAGUUUCAAGUUAAGUCACAUCUGGACACAGCAAACUAGCAAAACAUGAGUAUGAAAUUAUUUAAAACACUGUAUAGGUUGCAAAACUACUUCUUGUUGUCCUGGUUGAGCUUCCUUGUGUUCUCCUCUUUCGGUGUAUUGUUAAUUGUAGCCCUGAUUCUUAAAACUUAUUCAGUACCUAUUUUUGCAGCUCAUGUUGUGUGUGUGUGUGUGUGUGUGUGCGCGCGCAUGUGUGUGCACAUGUAUAUGUAUGUGUGUACACGUGAGAGAGAGUACACAAUGUACACUCACAGUCACAUAAUAUAUAUUUAGACACACACGGACAUAUACCAGGAAAGAAGUGAUUUAUCAGUGUAGGUCUUUACAUGGCUCCCAUCAUUGUGGUAUAUGAGUGAAAUAAAUUAUUUGGCAAAUUAUUCUCCAAGUGUAGAUUUAUUUCAUUAUUUUCUACUUGUCAUUCUAAUUUCUCUUUAAAACCCAGUGCAAUUCACAGAGAUUUGGAAUGGAGCUGGCUGAACUGCACUGUGAGCUCAGUACAGAAUUUUCCCAUGUGCACAUAUCAACCUAAACUUUAAUACAGAGAUACAGCCUGAUAAAACUACAGGUAGGUGUAUACAGUGCUGCAUCUGAGUCCAAGCGCUCAUACCUCACCAGAAGAACUGUAGGUAGCGGAGCCUAGCUACUAAACUCAAGGUAGAGAGCAUGGGAUUCAGGGAUUCAUAGUUUUCCCAGACUGAAUGGCUGUAUUUAAAGUGCAGGGACUUGUGAUUUUCUCUAUUUCAUACAAACUUAGAGGGGGCCUUGCACUUGUACAGACUGUUAGCAUCGCCUCCAGAUGCAAAAGGUUUGUGUAGAAGAAAUCUUGGACUGUUUUGAAACUGAAGGACAUUGAUUCAAACAUGUUUUUUUUUCACAAUCUGUUUUAAACAUUAUCAAGAUAAAUGCAUCCAAUUAUGUUCAACCCUGGGUUAUUCCACGUAACAAAAAAUAGUGGCAAUCACCAACUUAAAACCUGGCACUUUCUGAUAAAGAAAAAUUUUAAAAGGGCUUUAAUAUUUAUAGCUUAGACAUGACCAGUGUUUCCUGGUAUUUAUGAUGUGAUCUACACCAAACAGUGUGUACUUUAUAAAAGUCAGAGAUCCCCUGAGGAAAGAACUGUACUUUUACAUAUUGUUCCAAAUCUGAUUUAGUUACAUGUUGAAAGACAAAUUUGUAUUUUGUAUUAUCCUUUGAGCUGACCAAAACUUUUUUUUUUUUUGCUCACAGUCUUAUUUUGCUGAAAAUAAAAAAUAAAAAUAAGAAAAGAAACCCCUUCCUUUUUAAAGGGGCAUCAGUGUUGUGAACACAGAACCAGUGUAAAAGCUGCUUUUGUAUUCAGUGUGAGAUGGUGUUUACAGAUGAUUUUGACAACAGUGGAAGUAUAUUAAAUGGUGUCUGUGUAUCUGAACUAUUUAAUUUUGUGUUAUGUUUAUAUGAAGAAAUAUUUAUACAUAUUUCACCAAAUGUUUAUUUAAUGUUGAUAAGUAUUGCUCUUCAGUCUUCAACUGUAGUAUCCUUUGAAAGUGAUUCAUAAAGGUUUGCUUGAGCAAUGAAUAGACUAUAUCAAGAUUUUAUGGCACUAAACCAAGUGUUCAUAUUCCUGACAUACAUUGCUCCUUUCUUUGUAUGAGUUCUAUUAAAAUGCCAAUCUAAAACAAAGUUUGCAAGCUAUGCUUUAGCUUUAAUAAAAACUAAGAAAAAGUAGAUUUUGAGCUGUAUAUGACAGUCACAUUUAAUGGCGGAGAAGACAAUAACUGAUGAAUCAGCUCUUUUAGGCACAUACAACCAAAGAUUUAUUUUAAGAGCCCCUAGUGUGUCUUCUAAUAUUCACAGAAAAUUACAGAACUUUAUUCUACAGAACUGAGACACAAAGAAAUGAGUAUCUAAAAUUCAUUUUGUUACUCAAGUUGACCUAACUAAUGUUUUAACAUAUAUAUAUCUAGAUAUCUAGAUAUAUAGAUAUUGCCAUAUUGUUAUCUUCUGAUAUCUAAAUAGUGCCCUACAUACACAAAAUGUGAGAGCCAGGACGGAAACUAGAGUUCAGCAAGAGAAUCUAUGGCAUAUUGUUACGUGGAAAAUAUUUUUUUAACACAGCUAAGCUUCUUCUGAAAACAACUGUCGGCAUUGUUUACAUGAUAGGAAUAGUUAAAACCUUUGGAUUGUUUUCAGAGAAAAAAUAAACAAUCUGGUUUUUGAUGUGUGAACAGGCUUGAAAAUGUUAUUUGCAGACAUAGAAAAUUAUGUAUGUAUACACAUAUUGUAGCAUAGAUUAAUUUAGUUUUCUAUUUACUUAAUGGAACAUGCACUAUAAAAUAUUCAAAAUUUGGCUUAUUUGAAAAUAAAAUUCUAAACAAAUGUAAUCAAA
Molecule: messenger RNA, 5402 nt
Organism: Alligator mississippiensis (American alligator)
Lineage: Eukaryota; Metazoa; Chordata; Crocodylia; Alligatoridae
Gene: CHRM3
Product: cholinergic receptor muscarinic 3
Exons: 7
Coding region: 777-2585 (602 amino acids)
Biological process (GO): G protein-coupled receptor signaling pathway, coupled to cyclic nucleotide second messenger; positive regulation of smooth muscle contraction; regulation of vascular associated smooth muscle contraction
Cellular component (GO): plasma membrane; dendrite; synapse
Molecular function (GO): G protein-coupled serotonin receptor activity; G protein-coupled acetylcholine receptor activity
Source: RefSeq, a predicted model, not a curated record